CAGUGAGGUCCAUCUUUCUACUGGAUUACUGCUACUGUGCGACUAUGAAGACUCCGGUGUGUGCUGUACUUCUUUCAUUGUUCGUCCUGGUGAGAGCAGAAGACGCAGAAUCGAAAACAGAAGGAAGGGACAGCAAGACGCAGAAGCGAGGAUUAUUAGGCCUAGGUUUUGGGGGAUAUGAUACUGGUUAUAUUGGACAUGGCGGAUACUACGGAUCAGGCUAUGGUGGAUAUGGCGGCUACGGAGGAUACGGCGGGUAUGACGGAUACAACGCCUAUGGAGGAUACUCAGGCUUCCCCAGUAGCUACGGCGUGAAGACGGUGACCAUCACGAAGCCUGUCCCAGUGCCUUACCCGGUGACCGUGGAGAGGAAGGUGCCAGUGGCUGUCAAGGUUCCAGUCACGGUGCCCGUGGUGAGGCCGUACCCUGUCAAGGUACCCCAGCCAUACCCUGUGCCCGUACCCAAGCCAGUACCUUACCCAGUUUCCGUGCCAAAGGCAGUGCCCGUGCCAAUCCCGCAGCCCGUAGUGGUCAAGCAGCCAGUCCCAGUUGUCGUCAAGAGCACGGGCUUUGGAGGACUCUACGGUGGCUUUGGACACUCUGGAUAUGGCACCAGCUACGGUAGCUAUCUAGGACACUCGGGGUAUGGCAGCCUUGACUACUUUGGUACCAGUGGCUUCGGUCACCACUGAUGUACUGGAAAACAUAAGAGUUUAACACACAGUUUCUAUAAAUGCUCACAUCUAAGCGUGUGUCACACCAUCUGCAACACCAGCUUAUCAACUAAUUACUACUCUUGUACUGUCUGCAACCAUGAAGUGCAUUACUACUAAAACAAGAAAGCCAACUGUCAGUGUACAGAUUGUUGUUUGCUGAUAAUAUUAAUCCACUGUGAAGUGAAACAUUUGUAUUAAAUUUAGUGUAAUCAUAUAAAUAGAGUAAGGAUAUGUGCUGUAAAUUACUAAA
Messenger RNA from Schistocerca nitens (vagrant locust), 966 nucleotides. Its product is annotated as cuticle protein 64-like. Lineage: Eukaryota; Metazoa; Arthropoda; Insecta; Orthoptera; Acrididae. The transcript is spliced from 2 exons. The record is from RefSeq and is a predicted model, not a curated record. The coding region runs from base 45 to 692 and encodes 215 amino acids.